Salpingoeca rosetta is the source of this 2670-nucleotide messenger RNA. RefSeq names its product Cdc5l protein. The coding region runs from base 200 to 2509 and encodes 769 amino acids. The record is from RefSeq and is a predicted model, not a curated record. The transcript is spliced from 11 exons. Gene Ontology annotation, biological process: regulation of transcription by RNA polymerase II; mRNA splicing, via spliceosome. Gene Ontology annotation, cellular component: Prp19 complex; spliceosomal complex. Lineage: Eukaryota; Choanoflagellata; Craspedida; Salpingoecidae. Gene Ontology annotation, molecular function: RNA polymerase II transcription regulatory region sequence-specific DNA binding; DNA-binding transcription factor activity, RNA polymerase II-specific.
CGCUAUUUCUCCACACCACACGAACGAAGGCAGCAGCCACCAGACACAGCACCGCUCAACUUGGCUUGCUUGCUUGCUUGCUUGUUGCUUGUGAACGUGCGCACACAACAGUGGACGACGCAUUGGUUGUUUGUGAGUGUGCGUGUACGGGAUUCGUUACUUGUGUCUGUGUGAGUGAGUGUGAGGAAGAAGACGCAACAUGAGCGCGCGCAUCUUCAUCAAAGGCGGUGUUUGGAAGAACACCGAGGAUGAGAUCCUCAAGGCCGCCGUCAUGAAGUAUGGUCCAAACCAGUGGGACCGUGUGGCUUCGCUGCUGCACCGCAAGUCUGCGGCCCAGUGCAAGCGCCGCUGGUACGAGUGGCUGGACCCAAGCAUCAAGAAGACGGAGUGGAGCAGGGAAGAGGAAGAAAAACUGCUGCACCUGGCAAAGCUCAUGCCCACACAGUGGAUGACAUUUGCGCCCAUGAUCGGCCGCACCGCCUCCCAGUGCCUCGAGCACUACGAGAAGCUGCUGGACCAGGCGCAGGGCAGCGAGCCCAUCGGCCAGGACGACCCGCGCCGCCUGCGGCCCGGCGAGAUUGAUCCGAUGGCCCACACGCGCCCGGCCCGGCCCGACCCCAUCGAUAUGGACGAGGACGAGAAGGAGAUGCUGUCUGAGGCGCGUGCGCGUCUCGCCAACACGCAGGGUAAGAAGGCCAAGCGCAAGGCCCGCGAGCGGCAGCUGAUUGAGGCCAAGCGGCUGGCGCGGCUGCAGAAGCGGCGCGAAAUGCGUGCGGCCGGUAUCGAACUGAAGCAGCGCAAGCGGCGCAGCAAGAUGCUCGACUACAACGCAGAGAUCCCCUUCCAGAAACUGGCGCCAAAGGGCUUUCACGACCCAAGCGAGGACGACGCCAUCAAACUUGACAACCUCCGCCUCCGCCGCCGCAAGGACGUUGAGGGCAUGUCGAAGCAAGCGAUGGAGGAGAAGGCGCGACGAGAGGACGAGAAGAAAUUGGAGGAACUCAAGAAGAAGAACCUGCCUGCCGCCCUCAUGAAGCUCAACCAGAUCAAGGGCGAUGAGCCGCAGCGCAAGCGCUCGAAGCUUGUCCUGCCGGCACCGCAGGUCUCCGACGAGGAGCUUGAGGAGCUCGUUAAGCUCGGGCAGACUGGCGUGGACGCGCUGGCGACGAUGGACGAGUCUGGUCCGACGGGGGCACUGCUGCAGGACUACCGCGAGACGCCGAGCAUUAGCCAGGCCGCGCGCACCCCAAAGGCGCCGCAAGGGGAGGACAACUUGCUCAAGGAGGCAAAGAACAUCAUUGCGCUGCAGCAGACGGGCAGCGUGCUGGAGGGCGGUGAGAACACGCCACUGCACGAUGGCGGCGGCUCCUUCUCAGGUGUCACGCCACAGCGCGCGCAGACGGCAACGCCAAACCGCGUCCUCUCCACCCCAUACCGCGGUGCAACCGUGCAGCACACGCCGUCCCGCCACCAGACCCCGGCAGCCACACCUGCAACACCGGACGAGGCGUCCACACCGCUGCGCGACAAGUUGGGCAUCAACCGGGAGAAGGACUCACGCCUCCUCACGCCCUCCACCAAGGAGGACCGCGAGCGCCAGCGCGACAUCAAAGCGAGCCUGCGUGACGGCCUUGCGUCGCUGCCGCAGCCAAAGCGCGACUACGAAAUUGUUGUGCCUGAGAUUGAGGACGAGGAGGAGCGCACCGACAUGGACAUUGAGAAAGACGCUGCGGAGGUGGAUGAGGAGGAGGAAGAGCGCAAGCGCCUGAUCGCGGAGAAGGAAUUCAAGCGCCAAUCGCAGGCGCUGCAGCGUGGCCUUGCGCUGCCGAGCAGUGUGAACGAGGAUGUGUUUACGGCGCGGCAGAAGCUGGACGACCUGCAGGCCGCAGACGAGCAGAUCAAGCAGGAGAUGCUCAACUUGCUCAAGCAGGACAAGAGCCUCAUCAAGCAACUGGAAAAGCCGACGGAUGAGGAGAUGGCUGCUGCGCGCGCUGCCCUGGAUGAGGAGAUUGCCGCCGUCCGCAAGGAGAAGCACGGCGACGCGGCCACGGACGAGAGCAUUGCGGACGAGUACAUGCAGUCGUGGCAGCGCAUGCACGAGGACGUCACGUUUGUCGCCGGCAAGAAGCGCUACGGUCGCACCUCCCUCUGCUCGAAACAGGAUCUCGUGGACACGCGGGAGCUGGAGCACAAGCGGCUUGUUGGUUUCAUGACCAAGGACUUCAAGAAGGCGGCCAAGAUGGAGAAGAAACUCCUCAUUGCCCUCGGCGGAUACCAGAAGCGUGCGGCUGCCAUCCGCAAGAGCAUUGCUGCGCUAGGGGAGCAGCUCGAGCAGGCGCGCCUGCAGAAGAAGGCGUUUGAGGUGAUGCGACUCAACGAGCUCAAGAUCAUCCCGGAGCGGCGGCAGCAGCUGGCGACAGACGUGGACGCGGAGGAGAAGCGGCAGACGGAACUGCAGGCACGGUACCGCCAACUCGCCGUCAACAGCAGCGCAGCCCAGCAGCAGUGAUGAUGGUGGUGGUUGUGGUGGUGAUGCCUGCGUCGUGCGUGUGAGUGUGCAUCAUGCCUUCGGUGUGCAUGUGUAUGUGUGUCAGUUUGCUGUUUUGGUCUGAGAUUAAACGUGCGUGCUUCAGAGGCAGCAAGGUUCGUGUAUUCGCGAAUGAAAGAAAC